Molecule: messenger RNA, 1644 nt
Organism: Dracunculus medinensis (Guinea worm)
Lineage: Eukaryota; Metazoa; Nematoda; Chromadorea; Rhabditida; Dracunculidae
Source: the annotation of a GenBank genome assembly
AUGGAAAAAGAUGGAUUAAAUUAUGCCUCGCCGGUGUGGGCUGUUGAGCCCUCCUCAGAUCUUGAUUAUGGAUUUGAUGUUAUUAAAAAUGGUUGUAUUAUCGAAAAAAUAAAAUUUGAUGAAAGAAAUAAUAAAUCGUUCGUCGUUAUUGGACGAGCCGAUGACAGCGAUAUCAAGUUGUAUCAUCCUUCAGUUUCAAGAUAUCAUUGUAUUAUUCAAUAUGGCAACAAUUCCAUGGAUUCGGGUGAUAAUGGAUGGUAUCUGUACGAUUUAGCGAGUUCACAUAAAACUAAACUUAACAAAAAAGAAAUUGAGCCAAAAAUUUAUAAACGAUUGAGAGUAGGCCAUCUUCUGCAAUUCGGAUAUAGCAGUCGCAUUUUUAUUUUUGAUGGUCCAAAAACUGAUAUGGAAAAGGAAUGGGAGUGCUCUCCAACGGAGAUGCAACGGAUAGCACGAGCGAAUCUUCUCAAAAAAAAUCAAAAAGACAAUGAAAAACAGUUUAACGAAGAGAAUAAAGAGGAAGGAAUUUCUUGGGGAAUGGAUUUUCCCGAGGAUGAACCUUUACUGAACUUAUCGAGCAAUAGCGACUUCGAUGGUGGAAAUGAAAAAUACAGAAAUGAUCCGGUAAAAGUGCUAUCAAAUUAUUUUGAUCGCGAAGGUUUUGAAAUGGAAUUUAUUUAUUCUGAAUCGGGAACGGGUUACAAUCAUAAAUGGACAUGUUCAAUUGAUCUUCCAAUUAAUCGAGCAUCUGGAGGUUCUCAUAUAUCAGCGAUCUGCAGUGGGAGUAAAAAGGACGCUCAAAUUAAAUGUGCCAUGGACGCGUGUCGUACAUUAGAUAUGAUUGGAGAAUUGUACAAAAUAAGGAACGAGCACAAGAAACGAACAGAUAUACUUGCGGAAAAUGAUUAUUAUGAUUCGGAUGAUGAUACAUAUUUAGAUCGGACUGGGCAAAUCGAAAAAAAUAGAGAGUUACGAAAAAGACGAGCCGAAGAAACGAAAACGGGCUUGAAAGAAAUAAGGGAAACUUAUGAAUCACUUUUGUUAAAAAUUGAAAAUAUCGACAAAAAAAUUGCUGAAUUGGAAGGAAAAAUUGAAAAUUUUUCAUGCGUUAGGCAGCAGGAUUUAAAAAUAAUCCAUGAUGGCGAUGAAAUAUUGGAAGAAAUUACAGAAAUAAAUGAUGAUAGGAGGGAUGAUCAAAAAACUAAAACAGAAAAAUCUAUCCUUCGUCAACAACUUGUUCGAAUGAAACAUGAAAAACAGAGAUUGGAAACAUUGGCGAAAAUUGCAAAACCUGUUCAAUUACCCGAACUUAAAAGGCACUCAGACAAGGAAUGUCCGUCUAGUUCGAUAUCAACAGUAUCAUUAAACCGAUUGCUAAAUAUUAGGCGAUCUAAGAUUUCUGCUGAUGAUAAGAAUAAGAAAACAUCACUUAAGCGUAAAAUAGAUGUUUGUGAAGUAGAUUUUGUUGCUGAAAACGAGGACGAUGAUUAUGAUGAGGGGAAUAAAGAUUUCAGCAAUAUCGAACCACAAGAAGAAGAGAAUGCUGAGACUAUCGAAAUCGAUAGUAUUCGUUCAACGAAUAGAUCAGAUGAUACGAAGCGAUCAGCGCAAAAGCAAAUGGCGUAUUGUAAUGAAUCAAAUUAA